GAGAAGACAGGGAGGCGGGCCGGACGCCUGGCAGACUCAGGAUGGACCUGGGUGCUCGUGGUUCAGCCUUGGGGCUUAGGGGGUGGCCGAGGGCUUGAAAGUUCCCCGAGGGGGAAGGCUAGCGGGGGGAGGCUUCCCCUGUCCCAAGCAGAUCUGGAUGGGGGGCCCCUGUCACCAUGGAGGGAGUACUGUACAAGUGGACCAACUAUCUGAGCGGCUGGCAGCCUCGAUGGUUCCUUCUUGGAGGAGGGGUGUUGUCCUAUUACGACUCACGGGAAGAUGCUUGGAAAGGCUGUAAGGGCAGCAUCCAAAUGGCAGUAUGUGAAAUUCAAGUUCACUCUGCAGAUAAUACACGGAUGGAUCUGAUUAUCCCUGGAGAACAGUACUUCUACCUGAAAGCCAGAAAUGCUGGUGAAAGGCAAAAGUGGUUGGUUGCCCUAGGAACUGCCAAGGCCUGCUUGACUGACAUUCGGACUCAGAAAGAAAAAGAGUUUACAGAAAAUACUGAAGCACUGAAAACUAAAAUGGCAGAACUUCGGCUAUAUUGUGACCUCCUUGUUCAGCAAGUGGAUAAAUCUAAGGAAACUGGCAUGUCUGGUGUUUCAGAAUCUGAGAACGGCAUUGAUAUGGGAACACUGUUGAAAUCCACAUGCACCACAUUCCUGAAGACUCUUGAAGAAUGUAUGCAGAUUGCAAAUGCAGCCUUCUCUCCUGACUUGUACUCUGCUCCAGCUGUAUCUCCUCAUUCGACUGUUCCGAAAUCAAACAAGCCCAAACCUCCCAGCAUACUUAGUCGCAGUAUAUCGGAAAGGCAGAUGGAACUGGAAAACUGUGAAAAUGGCUCUAUAUAUGCAAACACUCACCUUGACCAAACCCUGAAUAAUAACCUGACCCCUACGCACCUGAAAACUGAUGAGAUGUACAACUAUGAAGAAAACACUGAGGAAAAUUGUACAGGUGGUGGCAAAAAAGAUGGACAAGACAAACAGCUGUCAUCAAGCAACAAUCAUGUUGACGAUUCUUUGAAGCCUGUAGACGAUUCCGGGAACUGUUCAACAUCAUUACACCAGAGGGAGGAAACAGACAGAGAUUUUCCUACUUUCUUCAGUGCUAUGAGCAGUAGAUUUAGUGAUAUCGAACUUUUUGAGGAUGGAGGCAUACCUACCGAAGAAUUUCUGCAAUCUUGUUAUGCAAUAGUUCCAGUUUUGGAUAAACUUGGACCCACUGUCUUUGCGCCUGUUAAAAUGGAUUUUGUAGGAAACAUCAAGAAAAUAAAUCAGAAAUAUAUCACCAACAAAGAGGAGUUCAACACUCUGCAGAAGAUCGUCCUCCAUGAAGUGAACGCUGAGGUGGCCCACAUUAGAAACUCUGCAACGGAGGCCCUCCUCUGGCUUAAAAGGGGGUUAAAAUUCUUGAAGGAGUUUUUAACAGAACUAAGGAAUGGAGAGAAGAACAUCCAAACAGCACUGAAUAACGCCUAUGGCAGAACGUUACGACAACACCAUGGCUGGGUUGUCCGUGGAGUUUUUGCACUGGCAUUAAGGGCAUCUCCCAACUAUGAAGGCUUUGUGGCUGCACUGUCUGUCAACGGAUGUGAUAAUCAGGAAGAAGGUUUUCAUAAUGGAAUGCAAAGGGACCUUAAUGUCUACCUACCGGCCAUGGAAAAACAGCUCAGCAUCUUGGACACGCUGUAUGAAGAACAUGGGCUGGAGUCUGAUGAAGUGGUGUGAGCUCCAGCCAGAGCAGUACCUCGCAAAUUCAGGGAUUGUGUUUGUUAACAUAGCUUUUUCCCCAGAAUGCUAUUUCUGUUUCUUUGUAUUUUUCCAUACUUGGGAAGGGAAUGGACUCGAAGCUUCCUCUUUUUUUUUUUUAUACACUUUUUUAAAAUUAACAAAGCUGCUUAUUUGUGUUUAAAUGCAAAGGUGCUAUGUAUUCUGGCAAGGUUAUGCUUCUUAUGGCAAAUACCUUAAGCCAAAUCUGGUGGCAUUCACUGUCUGGUAGGUUGUUCCUACCGUAGGUGGCUCCAACUGCUGAAUCCACAGAGUUUAGUACCAUUAGGCGAAGGCAUUCAGAGCUUGUCUAUACUGGUGGAAUGAUGUUAGGUUCAUACCAAUGUAAACAAGAACAGCAUUUUGCCUUGCAACUAGAACAAUCCACAAGACUUGCAAGCCUUGUUAAUGUUCAUGCAAGUCAUUCUUGUAACUUUUAUGGUAUUCGGGGACAAGGUAUUCGUGUCACAACUACAGUCCUCAUUCCUGAUUUCAUUCCUGGGGCAACUACAUGUUACAUUCAACAUGUAGUUUGACCCUUGUGUGCUUAAAAAAACCCGAAUGGCUGACAUCCUGCAUAAUAUUUCGUGCACAUUGCAACAUAACAUUCAUGCAGUGCAAACAUUGCACAAAUGCCAUUGUAUGACAGUAUGGCCACUAUUUCCAAUGGACAUACUGUUGCACGGCCCCAUUUGCUCAACUAUUGCACUUGCUCAAGAGCACACUUGUGCAACCGAGUGAACUUAUGUUGCCAUGCACAUGUAACAUUGUGCAACCAGUGUUAGAAAUCAGACACGGGUAGCCUGACCCAGACCAAGUCUGUAACAUGGAUAAAGGGAGGCUUUCUGCCACCAUGGUCCCAAUGCAGAGCAGUCCCCUUCCCCUUCCCCUUCAAGCGCUAUUCCUCCCCUCCCCACCCGCCCCUCCUCUGCUGCAAGGGAAGCUUUCACUGGUAGCAAUGGGAGCUUCCCUCCUAAUGGAAACAGGGACUGUAAGGGCCUCAAAUCUGGAUGUGAACCAUGUCGGAGGGAAAGGAUGAAAGCCUCCAUUCCAUCUUGCCACAGUCCCAUCCUGAUCCAGAUAACCUCACCACAGCAAUUGAUUUUUAAGAACAACAACAACAACAAAAACCAUGCAGGGAGCAAGUGACACAUUUAAUAUAAUGUGUCAUUUGGCCCUGAGUGCUGAAGCCGUUUGCUGCAUCCACCCGUGAUGGAGCAACAUCAGUUUGCUAAGAUCUGCUCCAUUUCACUUACCAUGAUGAAGGCAGACAUCUUCAUAUAAUUAUGGGUGCAUACAGAACAACUCCCCAAGCUUCCAGUUUUGUGUUUUAAUGUUAAACCAGAAGCAGAGGAGGAAUCUCUAUGCCAACAUUGUUCUUAGUGUGGCAGUCGCCCAUUUGCAGUUCAAAUCAGUGGGAGCUAGUUUGUCCAUGUGACUUGUGGGAAGCAGAUGCACAGGAAGAUGUGUAUCAAGAUGUGCACUUGAUAGCCACCACACCUCCUGAUGCCGAUGCCCCAUCAUCGCAGGUUAACUCACACUGGAAUCAAUAAAAUAUUUAUACAAGAAUAUUUCUUGUGAGUUAGAGGGCUUCAGGAUUGCAGUUGUCCCAGUCUUCAUGUUAAGGGCCUUUUCCAGACCAAAUCAUAUAAACUCUGUGUCUUUAUGUGGUUUAAGCUGCUAGCAAAUCUGGAUUACAAAAGGCUGCAUUUGAAUAGAAUCUCUGCUAAUGGGCUGGUGAACUUUCCUUAAAAACAUAGUACAGUCCAUGCUUAGGGUAGCUGGGAGCAUUUUUUUUUUUUAAAGUUCAAGUUUGAUGACAAAUACUAUGGUUGUGUGUUGCCAGGUCCAACAGAGAUGUUGGACCCGACAUGCCCUCUGUCGGUGAGUGUUGGAGGAAGUUUCGCAAUGACAGUAGGCAGUCAGAACUGUUGCAAGUCAGAACUACUGCAACAACAGUAGAUAGUCGGAACUGUUGCAUUGCUCCCUGCUAUCAUAACAGAACACCUUCAGAGACCCCCACACUGCCUUUUGCUCCUGUCUAACCUUGACUGGGUGGGUGUAGGGGACAGGUUGCACCUGGCUUGAUCUUUGCUCCCAAAAGAGCACACACAUCCAGGAAGCUGCCUUCCAUGGCACAAGGGCUUCUGGGAUUGGUAGAUUUUUCUGAGACUGCCUCUCAAGGGCCUAGAAAGCAAUUUUAAAAGUAAAAACAAAAGAGAGCCUCUUUUUAAACUCAAGCCACGGAAGGCAGCUUCCUGGAUGUGUAUUCUCCUUCUGGAGCCAAGAUAAUGUGCAUCCUGUCCGCUGUAACCCAUCCAGUCAAGGUAAAGAGAGGAGGAGGAGAGAGGAACAAGGAGCAGGUUCCAAUAGAUUUAUCAGAUCUCCGACAUGACACGACAUCUGGGAGGGGCUGACAUGGGACCGUUGUGUUGUGUCGUGUCUUUGGAAUCCAACUUUUGGGGUCAUGCACAGGUCUGAUUAAUACAGGAGCUUUUCUGUUGCAUCCCACUUCAGCAGUUUAAAUGUGCAACAGGCAGGUCUAACCAGAGUUCAGUUUUCUUUACUACUAAGGAAAAUGCAACUCUCCAUAACAGGUUAAUAGCCAGUACUUGGAAUAUAUCGUAGUCACCCAUGCAUUUAUCUUUUAUGUUAUACAAAGGAGGGAGAAAGGGGAAAAUAUUCAGAGCAGCCAUUGUCUAUGUUCAAUGUCUGAACAAUGUAUGUUCAGUCCAAUGUCUACAAUUUUGUCACAUCUCUUCUAAAACGUAGAGGUCUGGAGAAAUUUGUUUCGUGCAGGAGAAAGUCAUUCACAUAGUUGGGAGCCACGUGGCAGCCACUUGAAAGCUUACUGGAUGGCCCUGUAAUCACAUUGGAAGGCAAUUGUCUGUGGUCUUCAACUACAUGGGUAAGCCCAUAGUUAUUACUCCUUCCCUAGAGACAGACAUUCUUCCCCAGAUUUUUCUGCUGCAGAAGGGUGGUAACACUGGGUGUAGUCCCUUAGUUAGAGGCUACAGUGACCUCCCCAGCUGCCCCUUAGUAAGCUUACAAAUAGUUGCUUUGUAGCUCCUGGUCAUUUGAAUCAACUCCUACUGUCACUGCUGAGAAAAACAGAAAACAACAUUGCAAUUUCAAGUUCAGCAUAUCUAUGGAUCUCUGUUGCCUUAAGGAUGGAAGAUUGGGAGCGCUGAUUCAUCAGUUUCCAAGGACGUGUUGACUAAGUUAAACCUCCAAAUUAGGUGUCUGAAUUUAGAUGUCAAAUUAUUUGGAAGUGGCAUAUAAUCUACAACCUGGAAAAUUAAAAAAAAAACCCACUUCUGUUAACUAAACAAAAGUGCUUCACUGCAAUUGGUAAUAUCACUUCUUUCCACUACUGCCACAGUAGUCAGUGGACACAGGGAUGUUUUACCAUUUUACCACAUGGGUAUAAACUGUGACCAUUCAGCAACAUGGAAUGAGGCUAUAAAUCUAUGAUCUAACGUAAGAAUGUUCAGCUAAAGGCCCUAUCACGUUAUUUUGUGGAUUCCACAUGCUCGCAAUGUAUCUUUGUCUGAUUCUGUUCUUUUUAAUACUCUUUGUGAAAUGGUUUGCUCUCAUCCUUGCUGCAAAGACAUUUCCGUGAAACUAUAUAUAGAAAAAAACAGCUGUAUAACAGCUGGAUCUUUGAAGCGCUUUAUAAAUAAAUGUUAUUAAUAUAUUAGGAGGGGAAAUUGCCCUCUUCUGCCAUCAUUAUAACUCCAUGCCCUGGCCACUGACUUAAACUGGGGGGAAAGGAAGAAUACUUCUAAUCUGAAUUCACCUCAAGCUUUUGCUGGUAUUUCAGUUCACAACUUUGAGCUGGGGCAGGGGAGACUGUAUUUUUUUUUUAAUUAGCUCCCACCAUUCCAAACUGAAAAUCCAAGCUGAAUCUGUUUGUUUAGAGUCUAGUUCUCACAACCAAAUUGAAUAUGUAGGUUUAAGUGGACCUCUGCAGUUUGUAGCAUGGUUCACCAUGUGUUCUCCUCAUGACCCUCAUUUACCUAUCCUAUCAUUCCAGCCAUCUUUGACGGCUCUACAGUGUUUGUAUGCAGUCUGAGUUGAGUUGCAAGCCAAGCCUGUAUUGAAGUAGGACCACAACCACUCUCAUGGGGCCAAACUCAACUCAUCAAUUAGCUUGGAUUAAUUGGCCUUCAAUCUUCAUUGGCUUAAACUUGACAGUUGUCCAUCAGACUUUCAUUUUGUAACAAGCAUUUGUGCUAACAUGCCACACAGGCUUAUGAGGGGGAAGCAAAAAUCCCAUCCUUGCAAGUAGCCUGGAAAAGGACUGUAUGGAGGCUUGCUGGUCAGACAGACAGUGGAGAGGGGACAUGAUUUUCACUUUGCUCCCCUCCCCUCAAAAGCCCUUUUUGCAUCCAGGAAUAUGACCAUGAGGACUAUGCAGUCCUCACUGACAUAUUUCUGUAUGUGAAAAGGCCUUUUGUAAGGACAGAGGAAAGUAAAAAUUGCUUCCUUCUCUCUACAUGCUGUGAUGUGAGGCAUGCCUCACACACAGUUCAUUUCCUGGCGGCUUGACAGGAUGGAGGUCUUGCUCUGCCCUCAUAUGCCUGAGCAACAUGUCAGCCAAUAUCCCUUUUUACAUAUUUUCAAUGUACGAUGUGCUUCGUUGUCUCUAUACAUGCCUUUACCUUCCUCAUCUUGGAUUGCAGGCAUUUUCUUUUAUUAUGGAAAAGCUUGCUUGACAAAUGUGAGAUUCUGACCACUUUCCCACAGGUUUUACACACACACACACACACACACACACACACACACACACACACACAGAGCAAAUAAUACAGACACCGCAGUGCUCUGCUUAGCAAUGGAGCGUUUGCAGAGUUGCAGAAGAGCACUGUUGCAUAAGACGUGCAACUCUGCAAUUUUUGCAAAGCGCGACCUUCUGCAGCGGCACAAACACUCCAUUCAAACAUACACCGAACUUUGCGCAGUAUGUGAGCUACCCUGCUUUUGUCAGGCAAAAACAGCAAGUAGUCAGAAGGCCUUAGUGGGCUUGAGGUGUGGUGAUAUGGGACCCUUGGUGUGGAGAUUGUACAAAUAUUGCCUGCUUGGUGGCAAAAAAUAGCCGGGCCCCUGAUCUCCAUGAUUUACAAGAUAAUUAAGUUGAAAUGUGUGGGUAUUAACAGAACAAUUGUGCACAGUCUUACAGCCAAACUACAAGCCAAAGGCAAAACUUGUUUUAUCUCAAAAUCCUCUUUCUGCUCGUGGCGCAUGAACAAAACUGAAUUGGCAGCCUGGCUGUUGCAACAUACAACCCUGUUUUAGUCAUCUGAUUCCUUUUAAAAGACUGCUAAUAAUUAUCUGUUCUCAGGGAUUUGAGCAGCAAAGCAAAAAUCCAGUAGUCAUAAGUCUGUAUUUUAAAAAGGAGCUGAUUGUUUUUGUAAAAACACUUUAGAUCAUUUUUGAGCUCUUGCAAAGUGCAUUCCUGUAUAAACCACCUGUUCUGCUUUACACCGUUUACUUUUAAGGCACAAGCAAUCCUAAAGCAAUCUGUAAUACCAUGUAGUACUGUAUUUACAGCUGUUGGCAUGUUUGACUUGCAAACUGUAUAUCUGUACAGUAACAUAGAGGCAAUCGAGGACUGUUGCAUUUGAAUGAAGAACACCAGUUUUAGUAGCACUUUCCCCCCAUUGGAGUUUGUGGUCUGUAUUCCAUUAAGUUAAUAUUUUGUAAUAUUCCUUUAUUUUACAACACAUUUCAUUACAAACAGAAGCCUGAAAGCAAAUUCGCAUAUCAUAUUCUGAUGAUCCAUUAUAUUAAAAUGGCAGAGGUUUUGA
Messenger RNA from Hemicordylus capensis (graceful crag lizard), 7579 nucleotides. It is a transcript of the gene PLEKHA8, whose product is annotated as pleckstrin homology domain containing A8. Lineage: Eukaryota; Metazoa; Chordata; Lepidosauria; Squamata; Cordylidae. Gene Ontology annotation, biological process: ceramide transport; intermembrane lipid transfer. The transcript has 14 exons. Gene Ontology annotation, molecular function: ceramide 1-phosphate binding; ceramide 1-phosphate transfer activity. The record is from RefSeq and is a predicted model, not a curated record. The coding region runs from base 177 to 1730 and encodes 517 amino acids. Gene Ontology annotation, cellular component: cytosol; membrane; cytoplasm.